This is a messenger RNA of Clonostachys solani, 3759 nucleotides long. The record is from the annotation of a GenBank genome assembly. NCBI's taxonomy places the organism in Eukaryota, Fungi, Ascomycota, Sordariomycetes, Hypocreales, Bionectriaceae.
AUGGACGUUUCUCAAGCUAUUGCGGGCUAUGUCUCCCGUGUGGUGGCCCCGGGCAGCGACGCUUUAUCUGCCCCAGCUUCCUCCUCGAAAAUGAAGACACUGUUGCUGGACAGGGAAACAGUCUCAAUCGUGUCCACCGCCGUGACACAGUCAUCCUUGUUAAACCAUGAGGUCUAUCUCAUAGAUCGCCUAGACAAUGCCUCGAGAGAGAAAAUGCGCCAUCUGCGCUGUCUUUGCCUUGUCCGGCCUUCCCCGGAGACGAUACAGCUUCUGAUUGACGAGCUGCGUGACCCUAAAUAUGGCGAAUACUACCUCUAUUUCACCAACGUGGCCAAGAAAUCGGCUCUUGAGCGAUUAGCUGAGGCUGAUGACCAUGAGGUUGUCAAAUCAGUUCAGGAGAUCUUUGCCGAUUAUGUUGUUGUCAACCCUGACCUCUUCUCGCUCAACGUCGCACUGCCACAGCGCAAAAUCUGGGCUGGUAGUCCUGAUACCUGGAAUCCAGACACACUCCAGCGCUGUUCCGAAGGCCUUAGCGCUGUCCUCCUAUCUUUGAAGAAAAAGCCGUUGAUCCGGUACCAGAAAAGCAGCCCGCUAACGAAGAAACUGGCUGCUGAGGUGCGGUAUCUCAUGUCUCAGGAAGAGCAACUGUUCGAUUUCCGAAGAGUUGACACACCGCCUAUUCUUCUUAUUCUGGACCGCCGUGAGGACCCAGUCACGCCCCUUUUAACGCAGUGGACAUACCAAGCCAUGGUCCACCAUUUAUUGGGCAUACAAAACGGACGCGUGGACCUCAGCGACAUCCCAGAUAUUCGACCAGAACUGAAAGAAAUUGUUCUGUCUCAAGACCAAGAUCCGUUCUUCAAGAAAAACAUGUACCUCAAUUUCGGCGAUUUAGGUGGCAAUAUCAAGGAAUAUGUCGAGCAAUACCAAUCCAAAACAAAGAACAAUGCGGACCUGGAAUCCAUAUCUGAUAUGAAGCGGUUCAUUGAAGAAUACCCCGAGUUCCGGAAAUUGUCAGGGAACGUUAGCAAACAUGUUACACUUGUAUCGGAAUUAAGUAAACGUGUCGGUGCAGAGAAUCUGCUGGAAGUGAGCGAGGUCGAGCAGAGCCUGGCUUGCAACGACAACCACAGCACUGAUUUAAGAAACAUUCAACGGCUUGUAGAAAAGCCUUCAGUAACUCCAGAGAACAAGAUCGGCCUUGUUGCUCUGUAUGCCCUUCGAUAUCAAAAACACCCACAGAACGCAAUUCCAAUGCUCGUUGAGCUACUUACUGCCGCUGGAGGGGUGCCAAGCCGACAGGCUGAUCUCGUUAACUACGUUUUGACCUACCACUCAUCUCUGCACAGCUCUCAAGCACAGGGAGGAAUUUCUGAUAUUUUUGAAUCGGCCGGCAUCUUCUCCAACGCCUCCAAGGGUUUCAAGGGCUUGAAAGGUGUAGAAAAUGUUUACACACAGCACAGUCCUCUGCUGGAAACAACGUUACAAGACCUAGUCAAGGGGAAACUGAAGGAGCAGCAGUAUCCUUUUGUCGAGGGAGGUGGAUCCACGAAGGACAAGCCUCAAGAUGUUAUUGUCUUCAUUGUAGGAGGAGCAACUUACGAAGAAGCAAAGAUGAUUGCAGGGAUAAAUGCUUCUAUGCCGGGCGUUCGCGUUGUUUUAGGUGGCACUUCGAUUCAUAAUUCAGCAACAUUUUUGGAGGAGGUGGAGGAAGCAAGGCAUGCCAUGCAAGCCUUAUUAAGGUCGAGGUUGGUUCGGCUGCCACACCGGGGAUAUGUGCGACAUCCUCUCCGUGCCCAGCGCUCAUUAGCCACAGUCUCCGACGACAAUAGACCGUUCGAUGUCGUCGUGAUUGGUGGUGGUCAUGCUGGGGCAGAAGCAUGCGCCGCAGCAGCCAGAACCGGUGCCAGAACAGCCCUCAUUACACCCAAGAUCGAAAAUCUCGGGACUUGCUCAUGCAACCCAAGUUUUGGUGGCAUCGGAAAGGGGACGAUAAUUCGCGAAGUAGAUGCUUUGGAUGGCCUGGCUGGUAGGAUCAUUGAUAAGGCCGGUGUCCAGUUCCACGUUUUGAACCGAAGCAAAGGACCUGCGGUUUGGGGCCCUCGAGCACAAAUCGAUCGGAAACUGUACCAGAAGCACAUGCGCGAAGAGCUGGAGUCAUACCCGAACCUGUCAGUCGUUCUCGAUAGUGUAUCCGACCUCGUACUUGCAGAGAACCAAGAUUCCGAAACUGAAGGACAUCGAUCCAAAGUUGCUGGAGUUCGUCUCGAAUCCGGCCGCACGAUACCAACUACUUCAGUUGUCAUUACGACAGGGACAUUUCUGGGGGGCGAGAUCCACAUCGGCUUGCAAGCAUAUCCAGCCGGCAGAAUUGGCGAGGCGGCGACCUUUGGGUUGAGCAAGUCUCUCAAGGACGCCGGUUUCCAAAUGGGCCGACUGAAAACCGGGACCCCGCCGCGACUAGACAAAGCUACGAUAGACUUCGGUACACUUCAACCGCAGUUUGGAGAUGACCCUCCCACGCCGUUCAGCUACUUGAAUAAUCAGGUCGUGGUGAAGGACCAGCUCUCGUGUAGCAUCUCGUAUACAAGUCAUGCCACUCACGAAAUCAUUCGCCAGAACCUCGACAAAACUAUCCACAUCCGGGAAACCGUCAAAGGACCAAGAUAUUGUCCUUCAUUAGAAGCCAAGAUAAUUCGGUUCCCCGAGAAAGCUCGCCACAUUGUCUGGCUUGAACCAGAAGGCUUUGACAGUUCCGUGAUAUACCCCAAUGGGCUGUCAAUGACGGUACCCCCAGAAGCACAAGAGGCUAUUUUGCGCAGUAUUAAGGGUUUGGAGAAUGUCACAAUGCUCCAACCUGGGUAUGGUGUGGAGUACGAUUAUGUUGACCCACGUUCGCUUAAGAGGACACUGGAGACCAAAUUCAUCGGUGGCUUAUAUCUAGCCGGGCAGAUUAACGGAACUACUGGAUACGAGGAGGCUGCAGGCCAGGGCGUUUUGGCCGGUAUUAAUGCCGGCCGAGCUGCUACUGGACGACCCGGCGUGUCACUUUCUCGUUCUGAUGGCUACAUUGGAAUUAUGAUUGACGACUUGGUGACGAAGGGAGUGACGGAGCCUUACCGAAUGUUUACCUCGAGAAGCGAAUUUCGUAUGGCUGCCAGAGCAGACAACGCAGACUUGAGGCUUACCGAAAAGGGUCGAAAAUGGGGGGCUGUAUCGGAUAGGAGAUGGACGGCAUUCAAUGAUGAAAGGGACCAAAUGAACAACCUCACACAAGCACUUGAGGCUGUGUCCUUGAGCUCGACUCAAUGGGCCGAGAAGGGUUUCGAAUUAAGGAAAGACACCCGCCGCCGAACAGGUAUAGACCUCCUUCGAUCAUCACUAAGCAACACUGUUGGCAACUGGAUCCCAAUGGACCGCCUCACCUCAGUAUUACCUGAAAUCGCUCAAUUCCCGGCUCGUGUAAGGCAGCGGGUGACGAUCGAAGCUACCUAUGCACCUUAUAUAAAGAUGCAGGCGUCAGAACGAUCCAAAUUCAUGAACGAUGAGCAGAUCCUCCUUCCCACAGACUUGAACUACGACACUGUUCCGGGCCUUGCCAUCGCAGAGAAGCAAGUGCUUAAUGCAACUCGCCCGGAAACUCUGGCCCAGGCUCGACGUGUGGAGGGAGUCACUCCUGCAGGGAGCAUAAGGCUCUUGGCAUAUGUUAGGCGCUAUGGGAUCGCUUCCUCUCCGUCGGAGCUGGAAGCCAUUCUUUGA